Messenger RNA from Naumovozyma castellii, 567 nucleotides. RefSeq names its product Mlc2p (gene MLC2). The record is from RefSeq and is a predicted model, not a curated record. Bases 1 to 567 code for a protein of 188 amino acids. NCBI's taxonomy places the organism in Eukaryota, Fungi, Ascomycota, Saccharomycetes, Saccharomycetales, Saccharomycetaceae. The transcript has a single exon.
AUGCUUCAAAUGUUGUUUAGACUACAUGAUCCAGUCAAUAAAUCAACAAACUUACCCUCUUAUAGAAAGGAAGGAACAAAAAUGGAGCAUAGUCAGUCAGUCACAUUUAGCCAAUUAACCCAAGACCACAUUGCUAGAUUAAAAGAUGCAUUCCAAAUGAUCGACGGGAACGGUGAUGGAGAAAUUUCUCAACAAGAUUUAAGCAAGAUACAUCAAAAUAUAGGGAAAUCCAUUUCUGAAGAUGAACUUAAAAAGAUGCUAGGGAAGACAGAGGAGUCAACCAGUGCAACUAUCAGCUUUCCUGAGUUCUUAGCCAUAAUGUGUGAAACAAUGGGAGAGUUUCCUGAAGAGGCAGAACUUAUACGAUGUUUAAAAACUUUGAGUAAUAAUGAAGAAAGUGAACUGGAGGUAAGCAUGAAUGAACUUAUUUCUCAUUUAAAGGAUGCGGGAUUUGAAAAUGCUGAACAAGAAUUCGAGAAAGUGUUCAAGACGUUCAGUGCCAAUCAACAGACAACUGGAGAUAAAAUAUUCAAAGGUAAACAAUUCUUGGAUACAGUAAUGGAUUGA